Episyrphus balteatus (marmalade hoverfly) is the source of this 1029-nucleotide messenger RNA. RefSeq names its product eukaryotic translation initiation factor 3 subunit G-1 (gene eIF3g1). NCBI's taxonomy places the organism in Eukaryota, Metazoa, Arthropoda, Insecta, Diptera, Syrphidae. Gene Ontology annotation, molecular function: RNA binding; translation initiation factor activity. Gene Ontology annotation, cellular component: cytoplasm; eukaryotic translation initiation factor 3 complex. The transcript is spliced from 2 exons. The record is from RefSeq and is a predicted model, not a curated record. The coding region runs from base 137 to 937 and encodes 266 amino acids.
CCUCUUAUCGGCCAUUUGUUAACUUUUGCUUUGACAUACUUGUGGUGAAUAAAAUUCUCUUGAAAAGCUGCUUUCAUUCUGCCAAACUCGUGGCGAAAUAUUUUUCCAUUUUUCAGCAUAAAUAAGAACAACAAUUAUGCCAGGUGUAGAUACAAUCAAAUCUUCGUGGGCCGAUGAAGUCGAACUUGAUUUCGGUGGUCUGCCACCCUCAACUGAGAACACUGAGAAUGGCCUCAAGUACGUCACCGAAUACAAAUACAAUAAGGACGACAAAAAAAUCAAAGUAGUUCGCACCUAUAAAAUUAGUAAGCAAGUUGUCCCAAAAACUGUAGCUAAGCGCAGAACAUGGGCCAAGUUUGGCGACUCAAAGGAUGACAAACCAGGUCCCAAUUCUCAAACAACAAUGGUCUCUGAAGAAAUAUUCAUGCAAUUCCUCAACUCAAAAGAAGAGGAAAAGACAAACGAAAAUCUGUUGGAUCCAUCCAAGAACAUUGCCAAAUGUCGUAUUUGUAACGGUGAGCAUUGGUCAGUCAAUUGUCCAUACAAGGGUACCGCUAUGGACACUCAGUUAAUGGAAAACAAGGCUGCGCCAACCACCUCGGAUGCACCAAAAUCUGGCAAAUAUGUACCUCCAUUUAUGAAGGACAGCCAAAAGGGUGGUCCUGGAAUGCGAGGACGCGAUGAUACAGCUGCCAUUCGUAUUUCCAAUUUGUCUGAAUCUAUGACUGAGGCUGAUUUGGAAGAGCUGGUAAAGAAAAUUGGACCUCAAAGUAAAAUGUACCUUGCCAGAGACAAAAACACCGGCCUUUGCAAAGGUUUCGCCUACGUUCAUUUCAAACAGAGGAAAGAUGCCGCCGCUGCUAUUGAGAUUCUCAAUGGGCACGGGUAUGAUCAUUUAAUUUUGAAUGUCGAAUGGUCUAAACCACAGACCAAUUAAUCUUAUUUUUGUAUCAUAUUUUUUUUUGUGAUUUGUAAUUAAAUUAUCACAAAUAAUUAUAUCAAAUAAAUCAUGAAUUGAAAGCGGAUAAA